AUGCGCUCCGACCAGAUGCGGAUCGAGAGCCUCAGCAAAGCCGCAGCAACCGCAGCCACACAGCACUUAGGGGUGCAUUGUGGGAAUUACUGUUCGAUAGCAGCAAAUAACCGCGACACCACAUUUACUCCAAUCUGUGUGAAUGUGUUAUCGUGCUACCUAAGCUGCUCGUUAAUGAACGCACAGGGGACUACUUUUUCCUGUACGCGGAACCAAAGUAGGAGGAGCUUUCACGCGCUCUGUAGUGUCACUAAUGACAUUAUAUCGUUAGAACGCGUUACUCGCCAAAAGCUUAAACGAUUUGAUGAUUUUCAACUGGAUAAAACACUCUUAAAUGGUAAUCACUCAAGUCAAAUGACUUUAAAGCGUGUUGACCCACUCAGUGGCUGCAGCAGCUCAGCAACAAUUUACGAGGAUAUCAAUGGUGUUUUGUGGACUUUCAUGCUUAAUUACACAAACAUCUCAUUCGGGACGUACGGCAACAACAAGUUUUAUAUGAUGCAAUUGAUUCAAGAGGAUGGACAAUACAUGGUUUUUCGAAAGUGGGGUCGUGUUGGAGCCAAAACUCCGCAGCGGGCACUAGAGCGCUAUAAAACAUCUUUGGCAAAAGCACAGGAUUCUUUUACAAAGAAAUUUCUGCUUAAGAGUGGGAACGAGUGGCCGCUUUCUGGACCAUUCAAAAAGGUAGAGGGAAAAUACGUACUCGUUGAACUUGACAAUCAAGAGUUGGAGGAAGACGAACAGCUAUGUGAGGCUGAAAAGGAAGACGAGGUGGCAUCGACUUUGCAUGAAACCAUCCAAGACGUUUUGAAGCUCAUAUGUGAUGCUGACUUGAUCACACAAGAAAUGGCGAAUAUGAAUCUAGAUUUAAAGCGUCUACCAUUAGGGAAGCUGUCAAAAACACAGAUAUCGCAAGGUUAUGCGUUGCUACAACAACUCUCCCAGGCACUCAAUGAGAUUGAAGAGCUCAACAAAAUUAAUACUGAAACGAAGCCUUCUGCUCGACGGUCUCGCGCUCGCCAUUCUUCUCGCUUGUCAAGUGACUUCUAUACACUAAUUCCUCACAACUUUGGCCGAAAUUUGCCGCCCAUGAUCGAUUCACUGGAUGAAGUAAAGCUGAAAAUCGAUUUACUAGAAGUGCUGGCAAAUCUCGAGAUUUCGCAGAAGUUGCAAAUUGAAUUGAAGACGAAUGCAAGGAAAAAUGCUGAUGUCAGGCUAAACUCACUAGAUGUUCAGUAUAACAUGCUCAAUGUCGAAAUGGUACCACUUUUGAAAUCGACCGAGGAAUACAAGAUCAUCGAAAAAUAUGUCAAGACCACGCAUGCUCCGACUCACGUGCAGUAUAAGCUGCAGAUUAAAUCAAUUCUUGAAAUAUCGCGCGCCGAAGAAGAUAAAUUUAAGGACGUAUUCCAGUCUAUUACCAACCACAAGUUACUAUGGCACGGAUCUCGUCUCUCGAACGUCAUGGGUAUUUUGUCAAAAGGACUUCGAGUGGCUCCAGCAGAGGCACCGAACAAUGGGUACAUGUUUGGCAAAGGGAUCUACUUUGCCGAUUCAGUUUCCAAAUCCGCAAAUUAUUGCUGGACGACGCCUGAAAAUCCACAGGGCGUGUUGAUUUUAGCAGAGGUGGCCUUGGGUGUACUCUACAAAGCUCAAAAAGCAGAGGAUCUAACGUACACAGCCUUGAAGAAAAACAAACGAUGUGAUAGCACGCAUGGAGUUGGACGUAUGGUCGCAUCUGAAGAAGACCACGUGACCAUGGCCGACGGCGUAGUUGUACCCACAGGCAAAUUACUACCAUCGAACAGCUGUGGCCCGCUGCUCUACAAUGAGUUUAUUGUGUACCGAAAAGAGCAAGUUAAGCUGAGAUAUCUCGUGAACCUUGACUUUCUUUAUGGAGAAGCGAAUGAGGCCAUCUGA
Plasmopara halstedii is the source of this 1920-nucleotide messenger RNA. Its product is annotated as poly polymerase catalytic domain containing protein. Gene Ontology annotation, molecular function: NAD+ poly-ADP-ribosyltransferase activity. The coding region runs from base 1 to 1920 and encodes 639 amino acids. NCBI's taxonomy places the organism in Eukaryota, Oomycota, Peronosporomycetes, Peronosporales, Peronosporaceae. The record is from RefSeq and is a predicted model, not a curated record. The transcript is spliced from 17 exons.